CCUGCUUGAUGUUGAAAAACCGUUCCGGGGGGCGUCAAUGGUCUAAACCUUUGAUUCCUGAAAUGUGUUUCAACACCCAAUCCAGCAAGACUAAUGAUGCAGGGGAGGGUCAGCUGUCUAAUCCUCAUGUAGCAGAAGAUGGGACGAGCCGGCUGAUCAGCUGUGCUCAGUGCUGCGUUCGAGUGCAUACAAGCUGCUAUGGUGUGUCUGGAGACGAAGCAGAGCUAGACGACUGGCUGUGUGCUCGCUGUGAGGCCAGUGCCAUCACUGAGGACUGCUGUCUGUGUUCACUGAGAGGGGGAGCUUUGCAGAGAACUAAUAAUGACAAAUGGGUUCAUGUGCUGUGUGCCGUCACCGUGCUGGAAGCUCGCUUUGUCAACAUCACCAAGCGGAGCCCCAUUGACCUCUCUGCCAUUCCUCUUCCUCGGUUCAGACUGAAAUGUGCAUACUGCAGGAAGCGAAUGAAGAGGGAGAUGAAGGGCUGUUAUGUCCAGUGCUCCCAUGGGCGUUGUUCCACAGCGUUUCACCCCACCUGUGCUCAGGCAGCAGGCGUCCUCAUGCACCCAGAUGACUGGCCGUUCGUAGUCUUCAUCACCUGCCACAGACACAGAACGCCCGUCAUACCUGAGCGCAACAUAUCCUCAAUGCGGGAAUUGUCAGUAGGCCAGAAGGUGAUUUGCAAAUACAGAAAUUCCCGUUACUAUCACAGCGAAGUGGUGGAGCUGACCUCAGCCACGUUCUAUGAGGUGGUGUUUGAUGACGGCUCAUACAGCGACAACCUAUUUCCUGAGGACAUUGAGAACCGUGACUGUGUCCGGCUUGGCCCGCCCUCUGAAGGUGAGGCGGUUCAGGUGCGAUGGACAGACGGGCUGAUAUACGGAGCCAAGUUUAUAAGAUCCCACUCCAUCCCUAUGUACCUGGUGGAGUUUGAAGAUGAAUCACAAAUCACAGUCAAGAGAGAAGAAAUCUACACUCUUGAUGAAGAUUUGCCCAAACGAGUCAAGUCUCGUAUGUCAGUGGCGUCAGACAUGCGCUUCGAGCUCGCACAGAACAACAUCAAACAGAACUCCAAACGGCAACGAGUCAUCAACUCUCGAUACAGAGGGGACUACAUCGAGCCCGUCAUCUACAGGGCCAUCAUGGAGUGAUUUUUAUUCUGCACAAGCUCUGUAGCUCUAGCUUUUUGGUUUCUAAUGAGUGCUAAUAGGAAUGACCCCCCACCCCCGUUCUUCCAAAGGCUUCAUAUUCAGGAAAAAUGUCAGGGACUUGCCGGUAAAUGUUUUGUCUGUGCUUUAAAAGAAAGUUAGAUUUCUAUUUUUGAUCACACUGUAAACUGAUU
This is a messenger RNA of Nematolebias whitei (Rio pearlfish), 1339 nucleotides long. RefSeq names its product lysine-specific demethylase 4A. NCBI's taxonomy places the organism in Eukaryota, Metazoa, Chordata, Actinopteri, Cyprinodontiformes, Rivulidae. The record is from RefSeq and is a predicted model, not a curated record. The coding region runs from base 9 to 1148 and encodes 379 amino acids. Gene Ontology annotation, biological process: regulation of transcription by RNA polymerase II. The transcript has 9 exons.